UUGACGUAAGUCAGUGUGGCGGCCGAGGCGCUGUAGGGAGGACGUGGAAGGUGUAUGCAGUGUGUUAGGUUUUCGUCGUGGCUGCGGUUCUUAUUUAGCUCUCGUAUUGCAUUAAUCAGAAAAGUUAUCCUUCGUCUUCAUUGAAGCUAUUAGAUUAUACUUCAUUAAAGGAACAUGAUUUCCCGUCUACUUUUUAGAAGACUGACAGAAAGACAUAAUGCAGGGACCAGUGUGCUGGGUGUUCGUAUGAGACACACUGAGGAUUACCAUAAAAAUUGGGAACACAAGAGACAUAAACACCAUGUAGCUGCCACCAUAGUUGGGGCUGGAGCUGGUGUGGCUCUCUGGCUUGGCUAUAAUCAUCAGACAGGUGCUUCCAGUUUGCCCAUAGAAGCAGAAGAAGAUCUGGAAAAGUAUGGGGCUUUUCGCAAUGGAUUACCCGAGUACACCCUCGAGGAUGUGUCCAAGCAUGCCACCAUGGAAGACCGUAUAUGGGUGGCAUAUCGUCGUGGAGUGUAUGACAUUACUGAUCUCAUCCAUAAACAUCCAGGUGGAGACAAAAUUCUUAUGGGUGCUGGAGGGUCAGUGGAACCUUUCUGGGCAUUGUAUGCAGUUCAUAAGAGUGCUCAUGUUUUAGAAUGGUUUGAGUCAUACAGAAUAGGAAAUUUGGCUGCUGAUGAUAUAGGGUCAUCUGUUAGAAAUAUGAAUGAUCCUUAUGGCAAUGAACCUAGGAGACAUAUAGCACUGAAGCCUUCCUCCAAGAAACCUUUUAAUGCAGAGCCACCUUUAUCCCUAUUGGUGGACAACCUAAUAACUCCUAAUGGCCUGUUUUAUGUGCGGAAUCAUCUCCCAGUACCUGAAAUUGAUGCAGCAAAUUAUGAAUUAGAGAUAUGUGAUGAAGGGGCUAAGAAAGAGAAGACCUUGACACUUGAAGAUAUCAAGAAGUAUCCCAAAAUCACCAUCACAGCUACUAUCCAGUGUGCUGGUAACCGCAGAUCAGAGAUGACUAAGGUAAAACCAGUGAAAGGGUUGAGUUGGGGUCAGGCUGCCAUUGGAAAUGCUACUUGGAGCGGCGCACGUCUUUGUGACGUGCUGAAGGACAUGGGCAUUGAAGAUGGUAAAACUGAUGCUUUACAUGUGCAGUUUGAAGGUUUGGACACUGAUCCUGCCAAUAUGCCAUAUGGCUCAAGCAUUCCCAUUGAGAAAGCUUUAAAUCCCCAUGGAGAUGUUAUCCUAGCCUACGAGAUGAAUGGAGAACCUAUUCCCCGGGACCAUGGGUAUCCACUAAGAGUUAUUGUACCAGGCGUUGUUGGAGCUAGAAAUGUGAAGUGGCUUGGAAGAAUAAUUGUGUCAAAAGAGGAGUCUGAUGCACACUGGCAACAAAAUGACUAUAAAGGCUUUGCACCAAGUGUAGAUUGGGAUACUGUGGACUUUAAAAAGUCUCCUGCAAUCCAGGAACUGCCUGUUAUAUCUGCAAUAUGUGAACCAUCAGAGGGAGAGAAGGUCAAGGUUGUAAAUGGCAAAAUCAAAGUAAAAGGAUAUGCAUGGAGUGGAGGUGGAAGAAAAAUUAUUCGAGUUGAUGUUUCUGGUGACGGAGGCAAAAAUUGGCAAGCAGCUGAUGUGUUGGAGUCUGAUGGAUCACGCCACCCUAAAGCUUGGGGCUGGACUAUAUGGACUGCAGAAGUACCUGUCCAUGGUAAGGAGUCUGAAGUGCAGCUGUGUGCCAAGGCUGUUGAUUCACAAUACAAUACACAGCCAGAAAACUUUGAGAACAUAUGGAACCUCCGAGGAGUUUUAGCCAAUGCUUAUCACAGAGUUAAUGUUAAGAAAGGAAAGUAACUGUGGUAUGUCUAAUAGUUGGUACUCUUGCAAUCACUCUGCAUCAUAGUAGAAGGCUUUUGUCAAUGCCUUGUAGAAGAAAAUUAUUAAUGACACUGAAAUACUGAAAAAUAAUUAUUUAAAACUCUGGAAUUAUAGGAAUUAUUAUUUUCAAUUUCAUUAUAAUUGCUCUAACAGAGAGUUUUUGAUAAGCAGAGGUAUGUAAGUUUUUUAACCUCUGUUUCAAUGAAUUAUUCUUAACAUUGGUGCAAUCACUUUAUUAUGUUCUUUUAUAAUUGAUGUCAGGUGUCCUCAAAGAUAAUGGUGAGGGGCAUCAAAUCUGAACUGAGUGAGGGUUAUUUUAUUGGUCCUCAAUAUCCCAUGCAUCUCAAAAGUAUCAUAAAAAAAAAUGUUGAUUUCAGACUUUUCAAUCACCCUAUACAAUGCAUUAUAUCAGUACAGAAAUGUGGCAAUAUUGUACCUUAAGAUUCUUUUAAAAUUUAUGUUUAAUAAUACAGUACUCCUGUACAAGUAUCCCUCACGACACCAACCUUCGUUUACACAACUACUGUACUGUAUUCUGUUCGUACACCUCUUUCUCACCAAUAUACAAAAGCUAUGGUCUCUUAAGGUAAUGUACCAAAUUUAUAUUUAAUUAAUUUCUUAAUGUGCCAGGUGCUAAAUUACAGUAAUUAGGUACACAUUUACAGUGGUUAGGUAGUUAUCUUUUUGAAAACUGAUGUAAUUUGUUUUAGGUAUACUGUACAUUGGGGGUUUAAGUCUUGUAAUUUGUUACUAAACUACAGUGAUUAGGUUCUAAUUUACAGUAGGUAGGUAGGAUUUUGUUGCUUGUGAAUCUAAUAUUGAGGUUUUCUUUUCAUUGGGGAACCAAAUCUUAUUUUUUUCCAUAUGUUUUAGUGUUUUAUAUACGAAUAUUCACAAAACUAAUGGUUUUCAAGAAACUUAACCAGUUCGUAUAGUGAGGGAUACCUAAAUUACAAAGUCGUUUUAAAUAUUAAUUAUAAAUAAUAAUAAAGAUUAUACUGUGACACUAGA
Messenger RNA from Homarus americanus (American lobster), 2874 nucleotides. RefSeq names its product sulfite oxidase-like (gene shop). Gene Ontology annotation, molecular function: molybdenum ion binding; oxidoreductase activity. Gene Ontology annotation, cellular component: mitochondrion. NCBI's taxonomy places the organism in Eukaryota, Metazoa, Arthropoda, Malacostraca, Decapoda, Nephropidae. The transcript is spliced from 11 exons. The coding region runs from base 175 to 1839 and encodes 554 amino acids. The record is from RefSeq and is a predicted model, not a curated record.